Messenger RNA from Neoarius graeffei (lesser salmon catfish), 3332 nucleotides. It is a transcript of the gene twnk, whose product is annotated as twinkle mtDNA helicase. Bases 314 to 2476 code for a protein of 720 amino acids. Gene Ontology annotation, biological process: mitochondrial DNA replication. Gene Ontology annotation, molecular function: single-stranded DNA binding; 5'-3' DNA helicase activity; ATP binding. Lineage: Eukaryota; Metazoa; Chordata; Actinopteri; Siluriformes; Ariidae. Gene Ontology annotation, cellular component: mitochondrion. The record is from RefSeq and is a predicted model, not a curated record. The transcript is spliced from 5 exons.
AUGUUCUGGAGCGCGUGUCUGCAUAGUGUUUGGCGCGCACUUUGCAGUACAUUGUUGUCAUUCCGGUAUUUACAAGUUUGACGUUCGAGUGAAGCGAUUUAAUGCUAUUUAAUAGGAAUAUAUGCUAUUUUUUAUUUUCUGACCUAUUUUUAAUAACCUGUAAAUUUUAAUAAUCGUGAAGGAAUUCAUCGGUUCGCUAAAUGGCGGCGGAACGGCCAGAUGCACAGGUACCGUUAGUUGUAUGUCUGCACAUGGCAAAAAGCACUUCCUUCAUUAUUUCUCUUGCAAAUCUGCUAUCUUAAAGUAGCAGGAAAUGUGGACGAGGCAUUUCCUGAAGAGGUCAGUCUGUCUCUUAAAAAGGCUGCCUCGUGGACUUCACCAUCGUCCUGUCCUGAGAUACAUCACCUAUGUUCAGGUGCACAGUUCUCUGCUGCAGUAUCCUGGCUGGAGAUCUUCUUGGUGUCACCUCCAUGGAGGAUCCAAAUCUACCAUUUUCUUUAAUUCCUGCAGAACAUUAAAAAGAGAUGCAAAGGCUUCGAUAGACGUUCCUGUCCAUCCCAUUACAGUGACCGAUAUCAAGCAGUAUCUGAGGUCCAAGGGAAUUCCCUUUCACGAUGGUUAUAGCUGCUUACAUGCUAGCAGUAUUUUUGUUGAGCCAAAAACACAAAUACAUGAAGGAGCUAGGAAAGACAGCUACACAAUGUUCAUUGACAAAAUGACUGGGCAGUUUCUCUGUAAAGAGACUCUAGUAGAGGGAAGCUGGGAAGAUCUGCAGGACUGUCUGGAGGUGAUGCAGAAAGAGGAACAAACCUCAAUCAGCCCAGAUGUUUUGUUGAGCUACUCUGAGAGUUUGGAGGAACAGGGGCAGAAGGAGAUGGAACUCAAGGAGGUGCACAGGAUUUGGAGCAGCUCCAUGACUUUCUCAGAUCUCCUUGAAGAGGAAUUGCAGCUCAUCAAAACCAUGUUCCAGAUCAGUAAACUCAGCAACACAACUCUGAAGAAGUUUGGGGUGAGAUUCUUUAAGCCAACUAAAAGUCUUGUGUUUCCCUGGUUUAGUGGGCGAGACUUAAGCCUCCGUGGCAUAAAACUGCUGUCUGCUGCCACUAAAGAUGAUGGCCAAGUGAUGUAUACAGAAGCUAGUAUUCCUAAAUUGUCAAACUAUUGCAACCUCUUUGGCCUUCCCUUAGUAGGACAGAAGGAAACGGAGAUGGUACUCACAGGAAGUGAGAUUGACAGUAUGGCGGUGAGUCAGGCCACUGGCCUGCCUGCUUUGGCCUUGCCACGGGGAGUCAGUUGUCUGCCCCCAGUACUUCUUCCUUACUUGGAGCAGUUUAGAAAGGUCACACUGUGGCUAGGUGGGGAUAUGCGUGCUUGGGAAGCUUCAAAAAUCUUCUCAAAGAAACUAGGAUUGAAGCGCUGUUCUCUUGUGCGGCCAGGAGAAUUUCACCCAUGUCCUAAUGAGGCGCUGGUGCAAGGCAAAAACCUUGCACGUAUUGUUAAGGCCUCCAUCCCUGCUGCUCACAAGUCUAUAGUGUCCUUUAAACAGCUCAGGGAUGAUGUGUUUGGAGAGCUCGCCAAUGUGGAGCAGGUGGCAGGAGUAAAGUGGGCCCGGUUUCCUGAGCUCAAUCGAAUACUAAAAGGCCAUCGGAAGGGGGAGCUAACAGUAUUCACAGGUCCCACUGGCAGUGGGAAGACCACUUUCAUCAGUGAGUAUGCUCUUGACCUGUGUAUGCAGGGAGUGAACACACUGUGGGGCAGCUUUGAGAUCAAGAACGUACGUUUGGCCAAAAUCAUCUUGACCCAGUUCGCUAUGCAGAGACUGGAGGAUAACUUGGAGCGGUACGAUUACUGGGCUGACAAGUUUGAGGAACUUCCACUCUAUUUUAUGACCUUCCAUGGACCACAGAAUGUUAAGACAGUGCUUGACACCAUGCAGCAUGCUGUUUACCUCUAUGACAUCAGUCAUGUGAUCAUCGACAAUCUGCAGUUUAUGAUGGGGCAGGAGAACCUGUCUGUGGACAAGUUUGCAGUACAGGACAACAUUAUUGGGACUUUCAGAAAAUUUGCAACAAACAGUAGCUGUCAUGUGACCCUAAUCAUCCAUCCUAGAAAAGAGGAAGAUGACAAAGAACUUCAGACAGCAUCCAUUUUUGGCACAGCUAAAGCCAGUCAGGAGGCUGACAAUGUGCUUAUCCUUCAGGAGAAAAAGCUUGUUACCUGUCCCGGACGCAGAUCUCUGCAGGUGGCCAAGAACCGCUUUGAUGGGGAUGUGGGGAUAUUUCCUCUGGAGUUUAACAAGUCUUCACUUACUUUCUCAGCACCGGUCAGGAGUAAGCAAAAAUUGCGCAAGGUUAAAGGGGACAAUACUGAGAACUUGGAGACUGAAGUCAAGGAGAAAAUUGAGAAAGUCUCAAAGUCUGCAAAAGAACCUAAAACACCAAAGACACUGAAGGAGCCAUCAACCAAAAAGAAUUAAAUGAAUGGAGAAAGAAGGAGCAUUAGUAAAGAGCAUGAUUGAAUCCUCAGAGAAAGUGAACUUUGCAACACAGCUCAGUAUUUUUGAGCUCAGUUGUCAUACAAAAUGUCGGUAGGUGCUACGACAGGAAAUCUGGUAAAUGUUCGCAUUUUUUGCUAUUAAAUUAGUAAACAGUGAACUGCAAUGGCUCCAGAUGGAAGUUUAGAAAGGAAUAUAAAUGUAUUUGAUGUAUAAUAUUCUGCCAUUAAUAGAUGGAUGUUCAUCAGGAACUGGAAGCAAGGUAAUGUUGAAAUAUUAAAGCACACCAGCUUUUCAAACAGGACAUAACUCUGAUCCUGGAUGAGUAUGACAAAGACAUUGACUUUUUUUCAUUCUUCUUGCAAUAUCCUCAGCAGAGAUCAACCUUUGCUGUUAAGGAUAAACAUUCAAGUCCGUUAUGAGCUCAUUAUCAGAGAUAUGAGUAUUGGCUGAUGCCUGAGUUAAUACUGACAUCCUACAUUAUGCCCUUCAGAACACAAAUGUGAUGGUAACGUGCAUAACAUAAGCUGUGUGCACUGUUGUACAUGAUCUUUGCUUUGUCAGUUAAAACCAAAAUUACAAUAUGAAAUGUGUCAGUGAAUCAGGCUGAAAAGCUGAUCUGAUACCAAGUCAACAUUUCAGGCCUGUAUCAGCCACAAUACUUGUAUUCAGUAUCAGAUCAGUGCUAAAACAUUCAGCAUUCACCUUAUAGUUUUGUUAAAUGCAUCUAUUUAUAGAUGCAAGUAAUACUGAAAUAUGAUUUUAUAUGGAAAUUCAAAAGUAUUAAGUGUAAUAUCUUGUAUAUAGUUAUGUUUACUAAUAAAAUGUAUUUUUUAUG